Colletotrichum navitas is the source of this 5196-nucleotide messenger RNA. Its product is annotated as GTPase-activator protein for ras-like GTPase. Gene Ontology annotation, molecular function: calmodulin binding; actin filament binding; GTPase activator activity. The record is from RefSeq and is a predicted model, not a curated record. The transcript has 2 exons. Gene Ontology annotation, cellular component: mitotic actomyosin contractile ring; cell cortex. Bases 1 to 5196 code for a protein of 1731 amino acids. NCBI's taxonomy places the organism in Eukaryota, Fungi, Ascomycota, Sordariomycetes, Glomerellales, Glomerellaceae. Gene Ontology annotation, biological process: mitotic actomyosin contractile ring assembly actin filament organization; regulation of GTPase activity.
AUGUCGCACCGACCACACCCUCUCAGACAGUCGCAUACCCUGGAUUACCCCAGCAACCUCAACCGUCAGUCCUCUACCACAUCAUCCAUUGCUUCCUCGGGGUACUCGUUGUACUCCGAAAACAGCAGAGCAAGCACUCAACUCUCUUCAGUUUCCAGCGGCUACUCGUUACCAAGUUCUCAUAAGAGGGGCAAAAGCGAUGGCUCACGGCUGCAAAAAGUCUCAUUUGGAGGCGAGAACCAAGACCACAAGAGAGAACAGGACAACAACAUCUACUCCAUGGCUAGGCAGUCGCUCCGUCCACUCCCCCAAGCUCCCGCGUCGCCAUCCCGUGCCACUGCCACCCUGCCGACGACGACGCCCUCAACUCCUUCGCCGCCUCGUUCAACCUACCGCCAUGAACGCACCCAGAGCGUUGACAGUGGCAAGCUCUCACACGCCCAACGCGACGGCAGCACGUCUCCGACUCCGCUGUCACGAACUCUGACAAUCCGCCCCAACUCGAUGUUCAUCCCCCGUUCCGACUCUGUCAGCCGUGGAAGCGCGGCCCUGCCCCACGCCUAUGAACCCCCUUCCGCUGUGCACUCCGCGGCACUUGCCCGUCCGGACCUAGAGAAGCUGGGCAGAUCUUCGACAAGCCAGCUGCGCACAUUAUCCAAACUUGCUCAGUCCGAAUCUGCUGAUGACUUUGCAAUCACAGCGCCAGCUCAAGAAGUGGUAGGCCUGAGGGGCCGUCGCAGGUUGCAGAGGGCAGGCCAACCCAACACAACUCGCGCUGGCCAGCGCACCGGCGGAUAUGGCUGGGAAGGGCGGAAUUGGAUGGACAAACAGCGUCAGUUUCUCCAGGCCUACGAAUACCUCUGCCAUAUCGGUGAAGCAAAGGAAUGGAUAGAGGAUAUCAUUCACAGGGCGAUUCCUCCCAUCGUUGAGCUGGAGGAGGCCCUUCGUGAUGGAGUCACGCUCGCCGAGGUGGUCGAGGCUCUCAACCCUGACAGAAGAUUUCGCAUUUUCCGGCAUCAAAAACUGCAAUUCCGACACUCCGACAACAUCGCCAUCUUCUUCAGAUACCUGGACGAAGUCGAACUCCCAGACUUGUUCAGGUUCGAACUUAUCGACUUAUACGAGAAGAAGAACAUUCCCAAAGUCAUCCACUGUAUCCAUGCUUUGAGUUGGCUUCUCUUCAGAAAGGGCAUAGUCGACUUCCGCAUUGGUAACCUUGUCGGACAGCUUGAGUUCGAGCACCACGAGCUCGAAGCCAUGCAAAAGGGUCUCGAUAAACUCGGAGCUAACAUGCCCAGUUUCGGCAACAUGGGAGCUGACUUCGGCGUCGAACCCGCAACCCCGGAGCCCGAAGAGACCGAGGAGGAGAGGAUCGACCGUGAAUUGGGUGAGAACGAGGCGUCCAUUGUUGAGCUUCAGGCACAAGCCCGUGGAGCCAUGGUGCGAAUGCGCCUGGGAGACACCAUGCAGCAGCUGUGGGACGUUGAACAGGCGCUCAUUGAUCUGCAAUCGCGCAUCCGAGCCGAUUUCACUCGUCAAGUCAUUGGCUAUCGGCUUCAGAUGAGACGCUUUGCGGUUGACCUGCAGAGUCUUGCUCGCGGAUUCCUCAUCCGAAACAGAAUGGCCAACAAGGAGCGCAUGUGGAGGAUGCUGGAACCCGAUAUCUUGGAGCUCCAAAGUAUAUUUAGGGCCAACAAGGUCCGCGAUGAGGUACGGGACAAGAGAUCUCAAUUGGCCCGUCAUGCUGGACCUGUUCGCAAAAUCCAAGCAGCACUUAGGGGGUUCUUGGUCCGAAAGGAGCUCGUAAUCCAACAGCAGGAAACGGUACAAACAUCUGGACAAGUUCAAAGUCUUCAGGCUGCUGUCCGCGGAAUGCUGUUGAGAGGACGUGUUGCCGAUGACCUUUACCUCCUGGACAAACAGGCCGAUAGCAUAAUCAGGCUCCAGGCUGCUGCCAGGGCACUGCUGACUAGAGAUCAGAUUUCGCGGGAACAAGGGCAUCUCCAAGGCUCUGCGCCGCAAUGGACCGCUCUUCAAGCAGUGAUCCGAGGCCAGUCGCUUCGUACCGAAGUCGGUGCUAUUAGGGCGGAACUCGGUCAACAUACACCCGAAAUCGAGAGCCUCCAAGCCGCGAUCCGAGGCAAAUCACUUCGCGAUAGGGUCGCUGCAACGACAGCUGAUCUCCUUCAGCACACUCCCGAAAUUGAAAAUCUUCAAGCAGCCGCUCGAGGCAACGCAGUGCGCCUCGGGGUCUCGGCCACAAAGGCAGAGCUCGCCAAGCACGUCACCGAGGUGGAGCAACUCCAAGCACACGCCAGAGCAGCAGCCGUUCGCCGCGAUGUUUCCGAGAUGCUUGAUGAGUUGAGCAGCUACGAGGCGGUUUUCAUCGACUUUCAGUCUCUCAUCCGCGGAAUGAUGGAGCGACGCCGCGUUGCUUCCGAACAAGACGCUCUGUCUCGUGCCGAGCCGAAGAUCACCAAACUCCAGGCGCGCAUUCGUGGUUACCAGCAUCGCCGGCAACAUGCAGAGCUUCUCAGAGAGCUCGAGUCCCACACUCCAGCGAUUGAGAAGCUUCAGGGACUUGCACGCGCCAUGAUGGUGAGAGGAGACGUCUUCAACCUCAUCUCGGAUCUUGAAGAAGAAGAGAGCGUCAUCACCGAAAUGCAGGCUGCUGCUAAGGCCUUUAUUGUCAGAGCCAAGUUCGAAGAGAAGAAACGGUACUUUGACGAAAACAUGCAAAAGGUCGUCAAGAUCCAGAGCCUCGUUCGCGCCAAGAUCCAAGGAGACGCGUACAAGAGUCUCACUCACGGCAAGAACCCGCCAGUCAACGCCGUCAAGAACUUUGUCCAUCUCCUGAACGAUAGCGACUUCGAUUUUAACGAGGAGAUGGAGUUCGAAAGAAUGCGGAAGACGGUGGUCCAGCAAGUUCGCCAGAACGAGAUGUUGGAGCAAUACAUCGACCAGCUAGACAUCAAGAUUGCGCUGCUCGUCAAAAACAAGAUCACCCUGGACGAGGUUAUCAGACACCAGAACAACUACGGCGGGCACUCCAUCGGUCUUCUGGCGAACUCGUCAAUAUCGUCCACCAACCACUUUGACUUGAAGGCUCUGAACAAGAGCUCACGGAAGAAGCUGGAAUCGUACCAGCAGCUCUUCUUCAACCUCCAGACACAACCCCAAUACCUCGCACGUCUCUUCAAGCGCAUCCGCGAACAAGGCACCCCCGAGAAGGAAUGCAAGCGAAUUGAACACCUGAUGAUGGGUCUGUUCGGGUACGCUCAGAAGCGUCGUGAGGAGUACUACCUCCUCAAGCUCCUCGCCCGGUCCAUGCGAGAGGAGAUUGAGGGCAGCAGAAGCUUGCAGGAUUACCUGCGAGGCAACUUCUUCUGGACCAAGCUCCUGGCUAACUACACACGAUCCCCUCGCGAUCGGAAGUACCUUCGAGAGCUUCUUGGUCCCAUCGUGCGAGACAAUAUCGUCGAGGAUCCGGCCCUUGAUCUCGAAAGCGACCCUCUACAAAUCUACAGAGCAGCCAUCAACAAUGAAGAACUGCGGACCGGCCGUCCCAGCCGACGCCCCUUGGAUGUUCCCAGAGAGAUGGCCAUCAAGGACCCAGAGACCCGGGACCUCUUCAUCGACCAUCUUCGCGACCUCAGAGAGAUUUGCGACCAGUAUUUGCUGGCUCUGGAGGAUCUCCUUCCGAAGAUGCCCUACGGUCUCCGUUUCCUUUGCCGUCAGCUAUUCGAGGCUCUCUGCCAACAUUUCAAGAAGGAACCCCAGCACCACCUGCUCCAGAUCGUCACGAACUGGCUCUGGCGCUUUUACAUGCAACCCGCUGUCAUUGCCCCCGAGAACGUUGGCGUUAUAGAGAAACAGCUGAGCCCUCUCCAGAAGCGUAAUCUGGGCGAGGUCGCCAAGGUACUCGGUCAGAUCGCGUCUGGAAGACCAUUUGGCGGAGAAAACAUCUACCUGCAACCACUGAACGCCUUCGUGGGCGAUUCGAUGGAGCGACUUGCUCAGAUCACCCACGAGCUCAUCUCGGUCCCGGAUGCCGAGCGCAACUUCGACAUUGACGAGUUCAACGAUCUGUAUUCCAAGAACAAGCCCACCCUAUACAUCAAGAUGACGGACAUCUUUGCCAUCCACAACCUGGUUGCUGGCGAUCUCCCGACGAUAUGCCCCAACCGUGAUGAUGUCCUCCGGGAGAUCCUGCAAGACCUGGGUAGUGCCAAGAACAACGAGAACGAAAUGCUCGCCGCGGGGUCAUCCGACAUUCAAAUGUAUCUCACGCCGAAGCUGCACGACGUUGACGACCCCGAAGCAGAGGUUAAGGCCCUCUUCAUGGAGACGAAGCGAUGCAUCCUCUACAUUAUUCGCGUACAGACGGGCGCCAAUCUCCUGGAAAUCCUUGUCAAGCCCAUCAACCCUGAAGACGAGCACAAGUGGCGGGCAGUCCUGCACGACGACUUCACAAAGGACGCCAACACUAGAGGCGCGUACUCGGACGCCAACAUGCUGGACGUGACGCGGAUGUCAUACUACGACCUGAAGCGGAUAGCUCUGGAGAACAUCUUGAGACUGGAGCACAUGGGCAGAAUCUCCAAGCACAACUACUACCAGGACAUCCUCAACGCCAUCGCUCUCGACAUCAGAACCAAGAGCAGAAGACGCGUGCAGCGGCAGCGCGAACUGGAGGGUGUCCGGUCGACUCUUUCCAACUUGCACGAGAAAGCCAAGUACCUCGAGCAGCAACGCAAGAGCUAUGACGAUUACAUCGAGUCGGCCAUGGCGACGCUACAGAAGAACAAAGGGAAGAAACGGUUUCUGCUUCCGUUCACCAAGCAGUACAACCACCAGCGUGAACUGGAGCGUACCGGGCGGGUCCCCAAGUUUGGCAGCUACAAAUACAGCGCUCGGGCUCUCGCGGAGAAAGGCGUGGUCGUCGGGUGGAGUGGCGUCACCGACUGGGAGAGGGUCAACCUCACCAUUUCUUGCGACGAAGUGGGCGUCUUCUCCCUCGAGGGGUCCCGCGGCCACAUCCAGAUGCCAGGCGCCAGCGCCGAAAUACCCAUCGAGGAUCUGCUACAGGCACAGUUCGAGGCUCACCAGUUCAUGAACCUUUUCGAAGGGAACCUCAAGCUGAACGUCAACUUGCUGCUGCAUCUUCUGUACAAGAAGUUCUACCGCACGCAGUAA